AUGGUGAAGUUUCUCAAAACUAACAAGGCGGUGAUUCUCUUGCAAGGGCGCUAUGCCGGCAAAAAAGCCGUUAUAGUGAAAACCUUCGACGACGGCACCCGCGAGAAGCCUUACGGUCACUGUCUCGUUGCUGGAAUCAAGAAGUAUCCUAGUAAAGUGAUAAAAAAGGACUCGGCGAAGAAGACGGCGAAGAAAUCUAGGGUUAAGGCGUUUGUGAAGUUGGUGAAUUAUCAACAUCUGAUGCCUACUCGUUAUACUCUGGAUGUGGAUCUGAAGGAUGCCGUUGUUCCUGAUGUUCUUCAAUCGAAGGAUAAGAAGGUGACGGCGUUGAAGGAGACUAAGAAGCGGUUUGAAGAGAGGUUCAAAACCGGGAAGAACAGGUGGUUUUUCACCAAGCUUAGGUUUUGA
Messenger RNA from Vicia faba (fava bean), 408 nucleotides. The record is from the annotation of a GenBank genome assembly. NCBI's taxonomy places the organism in Eukaryota, Viridiplantae, Streptophyta, Magnoliopsida, Fabales, Fabaceae.